GUUUGAACGCGGAUCAAGAUUGUCGAAACAGUUGUUUGGCAUUGACCCUGACUUCACAUUUAUAUUUUGUGCUGCGGAAAACGUUACCAAGAAAAAAUUGGCAGAAUGUUAUUCAAGACGCGAAUCAUAUUUUCAAGCGUUAAAAGAUUAUGUCGAGUCCCACAAGUCACCUCAACUGCACAGAACAGACAAAUACAAACUAUUACAGCUUACACAGCUGUCAAUGAGCCAAUACUAUCAUAUGAAGAUGGAUGUGAAGAGAAAGAAGCUUUGCUAAAAACUCUAGAUAAGUACAGCACCAGGACAGAGGAUGUUCCCAUUGUUAUUGGUGACGAAGAAUUUAGAACAUCGGAAAUCAAAUAUCAAGUAGAACCAUUCGACCACAAAGUAAAGAUUGCCAAAUAUUAUAAUGCCACACCAGAACUUAUUCAAAAAGCCAUAGAUAAUAGCUUAAAAGCAAGACAAGCUUGGGACAGAACUCCACUGGAAGCAAGAUGCAACAUUUUCCUCAAAGCAGCUGAUCUGAUGAGUAAAGAAUAUAGAAUGGAUCUAAUGGCUACAACAAUGAUGGGCCAGGCAAAGAAUAUUGUUCAAGCUGAAAUUGAUGCAGUCUGUGAAUUGAUUGAUUUCCUUAGAUUUAAUGUACAAUAUGCACUGAGUUUACAAACACAACAGCCACUCAGUCCAUCUGCAAAAGAGACAUUAAAUUCUCAGAACCUAAGAGGUAUGGAGGGAUUCUGGGCAGCCAUAAGUCCAUUUAAUUUCACAGCAAUUGGUGGCAAUCUUUGUCAAUCACCAGCAAUGAUGGGAAAUGUUACUGUAUGGAAGCCCUCAGAUACAGCCAUGCUGUCUAAUUACUUAGUUUACAAAAUAUACCGUGAGGCUGGUCUUCCACCAGGUGUCAUUAAUUUUGUACCAGCAGACGGACCAGUCUUUGGCGAUACAGUCACAGCUUCCAAACAUCUAGCAGGAAUCAAUUUUACUGGCAGUGUUAGAACAUUCCAACAUCUAUGGAAACAAGUAGCAAAUAAUAUAGAAAACUACAGAACAUAUCCUAGAUUAAUAGGAGAAUGUGGUGGUAAAAAUUUCCAUUUUGUCCACAAGUCAGGUGAUUUAGAAAGUGUGGUGAAUGGAACAAUCAGGUCAGCGUUUGAAUAUGGGGGACAAAAAUGUUCAGCAUGUUCUCGGAUGUAUAUUCCACAAUCCAUGUGGCCGGAGGUCAAGGAGAAAAUGUUAAAAAUACACAAGAAGAUUAAAGUUGGGUCACCAUUGGACGUAGAGACUUUUGUGUCAGCCAUUAUUGAUGAUAAGUCAUUUGAUAGAAAUAAAGCAUAUUUAGACCACGCCAAAUCGUCACCAAAUUUGAAGAUAGUAGCUGGCGGUAAUUGUGAUAACAGCAAGGGGUAUUUUGUGGAGCCAACCAUCAUAGAGACAACAGACCCUGAUGAUAAAAUUAUGAAAGAGGAAAUUUUUGGUCCGGUCUUGACAGUCUAUCCAUAUCCAGACGACCAGUACAAAGAAGUAGCUGAUAUCCUCAAAGAGACCUCACCAUUUGCGCUUACAGGAGCAAUUUUUGCUUUGGACGAGGUAGUGAAAAAAGAACUUACAGACAAAUUCAGGGACUGUGCUGGUAAUUUUUACAUAAAUGAUAAAUCAACGGGAUCAGUAGUAGGACAGCAACCAUUUGGUGGCAGCAGAUUAUCAGGAACCAAUGACAAAGCAGGAGGUGCUAACUAUCUACUAAGAUUUGCUUCAAUACAAUCAGUAAAGGAGACAUUUAAACCUCUCACAGCUUGGGAUUAUCCAUACAUGAAUUGAUAGACAGAGGGAAUUGGAAAGAACAAUAUGAACAGAUCAAAAAGUUGUAAAGGGAUUACCAAUCAAAACUACAUAAUAAUCAAAACUUACAGAACAGUUACCAAAUAUGGUUUCACCAUAAGUGAUAUUCAUGGAAUUGGAAAGAACAAUAUGAAUCUGAUCAAAAAGUUAUAAAGGGACAACUAAUCAAAACCACAUUACAACCAAUACUCAGAGAACAAUAACCAAUAUGGUUUCAUUAUAAGUGAUACUCAUAUUUACAGCAAUGGUUUGAAAUAACACAGUAUUUGUUAAUGAUAGAACUGUUUGGUUAUCUGAUUGGCUGCUAUAUUUGUUAAUGGGGAUUGUUAAAUAUUUAUAUUGAGAGUAUGUAGAUUGUUUGCUAAUGUGCAUGUUCCCAAUAAUAAUUAAGGAUGUUUGCUACUCUGUUUCAAAAUAACAAGAAUGUUAUAAAUUGUUAAUAUAUAAAUAAAGGAACUGAAAAAGCAGAAAAAAAUGAAGGGUCUGUGUCCUUGUUUUCAAAAUAUAAGCCAUUGAAAAUUUGGUGGGGAAUGAUGCUCUCUAGAUUUUUCAUAUAUUUAACAUUGGCACCUUUUUUUUUCAAAAACUUUGAAAAAAAUAACAAGGAUUUUAUAGGAUCUUCAAAUUUGGCUGUUUAAAUUAUGUGGAUUAGGGGGCAAAAUUUUUAGUGGCAAUACAUGGAUACAAUCAGGGGAUUCUGAAUAUCUGACAAAAAACAAGAGGAGCAAACAUCCUUUAAUUUUUUUUUUAAUUUUGUAAUUAUCCUUUUUUAUUAUGACAUCCAAAAUCUAUAAUGAUAUUAUCAUAUCAGUGGGACUCAUUAUUGUUUUUAUUCUAUUUCUCAAUAUUUUGUUUUUAGAAAUCCAAACAAUUGUUUUGUGUUGGAAUUAUUUUUUUGGAACAAAUUAUAGUUUCACUAUAUACUGGUAAUCUUCUAGGAUUUUAUUUAUUUUUGUAACUUUACAUUAUAUUUGUACUCAUUAUAAAUUGGCUUAUAAAACUUUAUACCAUUGUACUACUCCAGUGAUAAUUUGUAUAGUAUAUGAUUCUGUGAUAUGAUUAUGAAUAAUGAAUGUAGUUUUUGUUUCACCUGCGACAGAAUUUUGCAGAAGGUGAGUUAUAGGUGUUGCUUUUCCGGCAUCAUCAAGAAUUUUAAUGUUUUCUGCUUAAGUUAGUUUGAUCGGAACUACUUUUAAUAGAAGAAUAAAUAAGCAAUGUCCAUCAGAUUGUCUUUUUUCUGAGUAUUUCAAGACCUAUCUCUGUGUCAAUAUUUUUUCUUAAAAUUCAUUUGUUAAUCUCAAAAUGACUUUUUUUAUUUAAAAAAAAAGAGAAAUAAAACAUUCAUGUGAAACAGAAAUAAAAUAUUCUGUGUAACUUAGAAGCUUAGAAUAUAUGUAUGUAACAUUGGCAGGAUUAUCAGCAAGGCAAGACAAUGGCUGACAUAAACGUUAUAGUGAUUUUACAGUUAUGGCCCCUUGACGUAGAUCUACCCCUCAAGCACAGAUGUGAUAAAUAUGAUAUUCUUCUGAGUGAUGAUGAAAAAAAAGUUUUUUUUUCUCAUUUUCUAUUUGAAUACUAUGUAUUUAUUUUGAAUCUCAUUAAAUCUUGCAUAAUGUUUUUGAUCUCCAAUUUUUUAAGGAGUCACAUUAGAUCAUUUUGCUAGAGUUUAAUAGUUUUUAGUUUGAAAGCUUAAAUCAAAUUGUGUAGUUUUGUAGUUGAAAUUUUGUACACAUAACUUUAUUAUACUGCAUAGCUUGUUUUGACAGUCAAAAUUGCAUGCUUGAUGAUGAGGCUUAUUCCGAAAACAUGUUGACAGUAAUAUCAUAUUUAUUUGUUCUUUAUUGUUAUUCAGACUUUUAUUAGCAGUCGGGAGCCUGUUUCGCAAAAAAUCUAAUGGUAACAAUAAAUAGUUAGUUUUACUGAAAUGUUCAUGAAAUACAAGUAUUUUUUCUCGUAAGAGUUUUUGUGAAAUGAGUUCCAGAAUCUUAAAACUGUCUUUUUUUUAUAAUAAUAAAAAAAAAAACAAUUGGUUAAUUGUCAUGAUACAAAAAUUGCAUGACUUAUAAUAAAUUAUCUCUACUUAUAUUUCCAAUUUAGAGGUAUUUCAAGAAGUUGAUGGCAUGUGUAUAUCUAUAGAACAGAAAAACUUAUUGUUUCUUAUCAUACAUUGUCAUAUGGCAACUCCACUGUAAUAAAGAAGUAACAUCAUUGAACUAUGAAUAUUCUGAAUAGCUGACACUUUAAAUUCAUUGAAUACAAAUUUGAAUGAUCUCAUUAAUUGUCACUGUUUGUUAUUUAAUUCUGUUUUUUGUUUAAGUUACAUAUAAGAACUACACUUAGAAAUCUAAGAUUUACUGAUAUUAUUCCAAGGUUCAUGAUAUGGAGACUUGCCUUUUUUUUUGUAAGAAAAACUGGCUGACUUCAUUAUUAAAUAUCAUUUAAGUGACAUCAUAAGGAAAUUUGUCAUAUAUUAGUAAUAAAAUCAACUCACUAAGUGCUCAACUCAUUUAGAGAACUAGUAUUUCCAUUUAUUAGAUAUUCACCAAAUCCAUUGUCUGUGUGAAUGUAUGAUUGGUGGACGGUUUUGCUCUAAACUAGUGCUUAGUACUGUAAAUUCAGAAAUUAUUGCAUGCAUUUAUUAUUGUGAUUUUUGCAUAAUGAACAAAAAUGUGAGAUUAAUUAUUGCGAUUUUUGCAAAAACUGCCUACAUAUAUAUCUGUUAGAUAUUAGAAUGCAAGUUAUUAUUGUAAUACUCACCCAGUCACAUUAUUUGCAUUAAUAAAAACCACAAUAAUUUCUGAAUUUACAGUAUUGUGAAGUCUGUCAGAUUUCAUACUUUGGAGCUGAUAGCUAUAAUUAUUGUUAGAUAUUUUGAAAUUUGUAGAAUUGUUUGAUUUAAAUAUUAUAUGUUAUUCAGGUCUCAGACAUGGUAUGUAAUGUGACAUUCCCGGCUUAGAGUUUAUACUCCCUGAGCCGAAGGUAACUACAGGGUAAAAAAAAAAAAAAACAUUGUUUGUACCCCGGCAGUUUCCUGAAUAUUUUCAGCUCAGGGAUUAUAAACUCAAAGCCAGGAAUGUCACAUUAUAUACCCUUUCUAAGACCUCAAUAACACAUUAUAUCAUAAUAUUUGGAAAUUUUUAGAAUUGCUUGAUUUGAAUAUUCACUAACAUUUAAUUUAUCAUUAUAUCAGGGUAUUUAUUUAUAGAAAAAUUGUUUAAGUGAUAAUAAAACAAUAAAAUGUAUACAAACUUG
This is a messenger RNA of Mytilus californianus (California mussel), 5091 nucleotides long. RefSeq names its product delta-1-pyrroline-5-carboxylate dehydrogenase, mitochondrial-like. The coding region runs from base 106 to 1818 and encodes 570 amino acids. Gene Ontology annotation, molecular function: L-glutamate gamma-semialdehyde dehydrogenase (NAD+) activity. Lineage: Eukaryota; Metazoa; Mollusca; Bivalvia; Mytilida; Mytilidae. Gene Ontology annotation, cellular component: mitochondrial matrix. The record is from RefSeq and is a predicted model, not a curated record. The transcript is spliced from 16 exons.